Prorocentrum cordatum is the source of this 400-nucleotide messenger RNA. NCBI's taxonomy places the organism in Eukaryota, Dinophyceae, Prorocentrales, Prorocentraceae. The record is from the annotation of a GenBank genome assembly.
CAGGACCCCGGGCUCUGCCCCCAGGGCGGCGCGGAGCACGGGGCCGUGACGACGACCACUCCCUUCCCGAGGUACGACUGCGAGGCGCAGCCGAGCGACUGGAUGCAGACGUGGCCUGCUGGGCAGAAGUCCUGGUGUUGCCGGACAACGGGCAUCGCGUGCGGCGACAAGGCCACCGCGACGUGGUCCACCCACGCCCCGACCGCUCCAGGACGCCCCCCCCCCGUUCGCGCCCGUCUGUCCCUCCGCUGGCCCCAGGCCGACGACCCCCCGAGGUGUUGGGCGUAUCCAGAACCUCGGCCUGGAGGACCGGUGUUCGUGGGCCUCUGCGGCUCGGCGCCGGCGGUGGACGCGGAUUCCUCUGGGAGCCGCAUCCACCGCCCCCUGGAGGAGUCCCAAG